Messenger RNA from Pseudomyrmex gracilis, 2906 nucleotides. It is a transcript of the gene Pgls, whose product is annotated as 6-phosphogluconolactonase. NCBI's taxonomy places the organism in Eukaryota, Metazoa, Arthropoda, Insecta, Hymenoptera, Formicidae. The record is from RefSeq and is a predicted model, not a curated record. Gene Ontology annotation, biological process: carbohydrate metabolic process; pentose-phosphate shunt. Bases 154 to 1077 code for a protein of 307 amino acids. Gene Ontology annotation, molecular function: 6-phosphogluconolactonase activity. The transcript is spliced from 4 exons.
CGUCGAAGAAAGGUUAUGACCUUAGGGACGAAAUCGUGCACGUUGUCGCGCGGGACACGACUUCCCUCGCGCACUCGCAUUUCGAUAGUUAGCGCAUUCAAUCGUGUUUCAGUCGAGUUCAAAGUGCGCAGGGAAUAACCUCGCUUAAGCACGAUGGCAGAUUCGGAUCAUAAGAUUGAAGCUGACGAAGCUUCCGAACCGAGUAAAAAUCCACAACAUUCCGAUUCAGACAAUUCUGAUUCAAACAGUCGUGAUUUGGUCCGUCCUGUUGUGAGCCAAUCUCUUCAUUCGCCCCGUGUCCGUAACGAGCAAGAAAACCCUGAUUCUAACGAUUCUGAUGACGGUCAGACAUUGAUAAAAAAGGUAGCUCAAGAUGAAGACACGUUGCUCAAGCUAAUUGCAAAAUAUGUCACUUCCAUCGCCGACGAAGCGUUUACACGUGACGAUCAUCUCUUCCGAAUCGGAGUCUCAGGUGGUUCAAUGGUAACAUUAUUGACUAAGGCUCUGAUGAACAUUGAAACUCAGUGGCAAAACUGGCGAUUCUUCUUCUGUGAUGAACGAGUAGUACCCUUUGGGGAUUCUGAAUCUACUUUUGGUCUUUACAAAAAGAAUUUCUUAGAUAAGAUACCUGUCACUGAAGAUCAAUUUAUAAAAAUUAAUCCUGAACUUGAUGCCGAGAAUGCUGCAAAGGAUUACAUUCAAAAAAUGGCUUUCUUCUUCCCGCCGGAUAGAUUACCGCAGUUUGAUUGCUUGAUGCUGGGCGUGGGUCCGGAUGGACAUACAUGCUCGCUCUUCCCAGGGCAUCGGGCUGUCGAUGACGAGAACGUAUGGGUUACAUGGGAGUUGAAUGCGCCAAAGCCACCUCCCAGUAGGAUCACCCUUACUCUGCCGGUUAUCAAUAAUGCUCGUAUGUGUAUAUUUAUCGCUACUGGUGAGAGCAAGGCCGACAUAGUCAAGAGAAUCUUAGUAGAUGAGGAUAUGGAUCUACCAGCCAGCAAAGUGAUUCCGGACGCUGGCAAACUGGUCUGGCUACUUGAUCUAAGGUCGAACGCGCUAACUAAUUUCAAAGUGAAAUAAAUCACUGGUCAAAAAUAAGAUCAUCAUUGAGUUUAUACAUACAAGAGUUUUACAUUCCUUACACUUAAGCCACUCUAUAUAAUUCCACUGUAUUGUAUUUAGUUCGAUACUUCUACUAUGUGCACUUUCAUCAUUACACUUUCUAUCAAAAAGAAAAAGAUAGGAUUUUCAAAUAAGCGAUACACGCUCGUAACGAAGAUAUGUAAAACUUGUUUCUAAGAAACUAAUUUCAAAUAGGAUACUUAUGACUGAUCUAGCUUGUAUUGUUUUGUGAUAAUGAUAAGAACAUGAUAAGAAUGUACAAUGUACAAUGUUUUGUCAUAACAAAACAAUCAACACUUGUAAAAAAGAGAAAAAGAGGUACUAAGAAAAUAAAAUUUACAACACGGUUUUGGCAAUAAAAUAUGAAAUUUUAUACGUAGCAAAAUGCAACACGAACAGAUAGGAUAAUUUUUUUAUUCUGAAUAUCUGUGAUAACUAAUGUAAAUUUAUUUUUUAUCUAGAUAAAAAAAAGGGAAAAGAAAAAAUUGAACAAGUUUUCUCACAGUGUUGCAAAGAACUGAUUAAAAGAAUGAUAUCGCGAUAAGAAACACAUUUGAAUAUAUAGAGUACCUGAUUUAUAUAGAGUGCAAUAAAAGAAACAUCACAGAAAAAUCUUGUGAUUCUAUUUUCAAUAAAAUCUUAAUGAUAAUUUUAGUAGAAUACUUGUUUUAUUUCGAUAAAUUACACCCAAAAAAUUUAUAUUUACGAUGUGGAAUUAAAUUUGAAGUCUGAAUGAAUGCGAAAUGUUACUAUUUAUUCUUGUCAAAUGCCUGUCAUACAAUAAUUUAAUCGCUAAAUAAUAAAAAUAACAACUUUACAAUUUUAAAUAUUAUUUUCAAGAUAUAUAUAGCUUUUAGUUUAGUACGUAAUAAAAACGUGCAGAACUUUACUAUGUUUCAAUUCGCACGAUUAAUAAAUAUUAUAUUAUAUAAAAAAUUGUAUAUAUAUGUAUAUGUGUGUAUAUGUUAUAUACACAUAUAUAAAUUAACGUAUUUACAUUUUUCUGAUGAAAUGUCAAUCUUGGAACAUAAUUUGAUAACUCACGUACAAUAAGUACUGAUUUUUGUAGUAACAAUUUUAAGAUAAUAAAGUCAGUGUAAGAAACUCCUAUUUCUCAAACAUCAAUGUUAUUACUAAAAAUUAUGAUAAAUUUCUCAAAUCACAGAAUUUAAUUAAAUAAAAAAAUUUGAAGUAAUAUAAAACGAGUAAAAUAUUUUUAUGAUAGUCGAUGAAUAAUAACAUAUCACAUACAAACACAUACUGUAACUAUUGUUGUCCAAGACAAUACUUAUAGUACGUAAGUUAUUUUACUACUUUCAAAUAUUUAUCUAAUAUAAACAACGUGUUUAACUGUACAUACAUUUAUAAUACAUGUAAAUACAUAAUAUACAUAGCUUGUAAGUCGCAAAAGUCGUUCUAGGGGAAUGAAUGGUAAUAACCGGAACGUCCAUAAAUCGCAGCAGUUUACAAAGUUGAGUGACAUGUGUACCAAGUACUAACAAGGUCGAGAUAAAACUGAGCGCCGUGUGAUUUACAAUACAAUAAUUAAUACUACGAAAUUAUAUGCAAAACUCAAUCUCUUGGAUUGCAGAGAAGAAGAUAUUAAAGAAACAUAAAAUAGAAAAAAAUGUUAUAAAGUCAAAAGAGUUUUUUAUUGAUUUUUUCUUGUAGAGAGAAAGUUUUUCAAUCAAAAUAUUCAGAGUAAUUUUCAUACGAAGAGAGAAUAAAAUUAUACUUAUAAAAUUCUAGAAGAACAAAACUUUCUCAAUAAAAAAGAAAAAACAUGA